This is a messenger RNA of Schistocerca nitens (vagrant locust), 621 nucleotides long. RefSeq lists its product as uncharacterized. The coding region runs from base 1 to 621 and encodes 206 amino acids. The transcript has a single exon. Lineage: Eukaryota; Metazoa; Arthropoda; Insecta; Orthoptera; Acrididae. The record is from RefSeq and is a predicted model, not a curated record.
AUGGAUACUAGCAACACAGAAGCUACAGGUCCAGCACAUUCCCAAGACGAGGAAACUGACAGACGUGCAGAACAAGACCAGGCUAAGACGGCAGAAGAAGGCGUGUGCAAACCACUCGAAGAAGUCGGGCAACAAAAAGAGGACACGGUUGCCACGUCGGAGGAUAAUGACCAGCAGCCUACAACUGUUUCACCGAAGAAACGGAAGAAACGUCGAAUAGCCCGACAGGGAGCAGCAGAAAUCGCGCCAAUCCUGCGUGAAAAGGCGAAACAGAUAGGCCAAGAACUGGCGGAGACGACACAGGCAACUCCUCUGGAAGAUCGAACAACAAAGAAGAAGACCCGAAAUGAGGACACUGAACCCGACCGUGGAAUCCACAUUCCAGACGGUCCAGCUAGUCCGAAGGACCCUCCACCUGUACCAAAAACGGACACGCGGGAAGUUACGUGCACGCGAGAUUGGGCGGAUGACAUCGAGGAGCAAAACCAUGAUGCAGAGAUGGCUGACAUACCACAACGUUCAGGACGGACGGCACCCGACCGUCGACAAGAUGUGUCCACCCGGCAACAAACCACCAUCAAAGACGCUCGUGCAGAAGAUGAUGAUGCCGACUUCUUCUAA